UGGCGGGCGCGUGUCCUUCGGCGGUAAAGCGAGGGGAUUUGAAACGGAGCGAGCCGUUCGUCUGCGGGGCCCUGCGGUCGGGCCCGUACCGCCGGCACCGGGGGACUGGCGGGGGAGGGGCGUGCGGCCACGUGACGCGCGCCCCUCUGCCUCCCAUUGGUGGCGAGGCUAACCGGAAGCUGGGGGGCGUUUCCGGUGCUGCGGCAGCCGGUAACGGCGCUGGGUCGCUGGCGAGCGAGCUUUGUUGCAGAACAAGAGGAAGCCAUGGUGUGCAUUCCCUGUAUUGUCAUUCCAGUUCUCCUCUGGGUCUACAAGAAAUUCCUUGAGCCAUAUAUCUAUCCUGUUAUCGCACCUUUCAUUAAGCGUGUAUGGCCCAAGAAAGCCAUGCAAGAAACAACAGCCACAAAACAAGGUCAAGGAGGCAGCACUGGAAACCCACAGGCACCUUCAGCCAUGAAAAGAAAUCAGGAGGACGAACCUGCCAUUUAUAAAUUUGAAAGCAAUGGCGUUGCAAAUGGAAUUGCCGUAAAGAGAUCCACAGAAGUUUCUGACAAGAAAACGGAUUAAAGGAAUUAAUUCCUAAGGUUUUUAUUCCCUUGUGUCCAAUAUGAACUGGUGAUGUUUCUCUCACUUUGGGACUUUUUUCUUUGCACGUUAGCUGAAUAAAAACCCUUAUCACUUACAGGAGAGGCUCUCUUUUGCCACUAAAAUGGCAGCUAGCACAUUUCUUAAAGAACUUUAGUUUUCAACUAUUUUAUAUUAUUUUCCUCACUGGAACUACUUUUCAUCUAUAACCUAUUUGGUGUGAUUACAGUUUAGGUUAAAUAACUUAUGAGUAAAUCUAUCUUUGGAUAACAUUACUAACUGCACUCCUGUAACUUCUCACGGAUGUUGUGUGGAUCGUGUAGUAGAGAAGAUGGGGAUUGGAAAGCAGAAGUGAGGGAAAGUGGCCAUGCUAGUUUAUGAUCGUUUUUGUCUCCAUAUCUUUGGAUAUUUCACCCAUAUUGUUACACCAAAUCCUGCCCUAUCCAUCAGAACUUCACCUGGGAAAAGGUGGAUGUAAUUGUUGCUGUGGUGGGUUGGGUUUUCUAAACCAAUCAAUCCCCACCUCACCCUAAACAAUAAAUUCCUCUGCUACCACUA
Falco peregrinus (peregrine falcon) is the source of this 1143-nucleotide messenger RNA. Its product is annotated as UPF0729 protein C18orf32 homolog. The record is from RefSeq and is a predicted model, not a curated record. NCBI's taxonomy places the organism in Eukaryota, Metazoa, Chordata, Aves, Falconiformes, Falconidae. Gene Ontology annotation, biological process: positive regulation of canonical NF-kappaB signal transduction. The coding region runs from base 265 to 567 and encodes 100 amino acids. The transcript is spliced from 3 exons.